AUGCUCUCGCUCCGACCAGCUCUGGCGAGCGCAACUUUCGCUGCCGCCUCGCUGCGUUGCUCAACCGUCAGCCGUUCAACCUCGGUACUUAGAAGCUACUCGACAGCGACCGACCCAUCUCAACUUGUAACACUCUCCCAUCUCUCAGACAUUGCCAAGAGCGAGUUUGGUUCGACUUCGCCUUACGAUGAGCAUAUCUCAGUACUGACGCUCAACCGUGCUCCCGCCAAGAAUGCCAUUUCUCGCGUGCUGCUCGCUGAGAUGGACCAGCACGUCAGCUCGCUUCUCACCUCCAGCAACGUCCGCACACUCUUGAUACGAUCGUCGGUUCCAGGCACCUUCUGCGCUGGUGCAGACCUCAAAGAACGCAAAGGAAUGUCGAAGCCUGAAGUAGACGCUUUCCUGCUUGGCCUGCGCAAAGUGUUUACAAACGUCUCCAGAUUGCCCAUGCCUACCGUUGCUUGUCUGGAUGGCUUGGCCAUGGGUGGUGGUCUGGAACUGGCUCUUACGUGUGACUUGCGUAUUGCUGGUCCUGCUGCCACCAAGCUCGGUCUUACAGAGACUAAGCUGGGUAUCAUUCCUGGUGCUGGCGGUACGAGCAGGAUAACAAGGUUGGUGGGACCUGCGCGUGCCAAGGAGCUCAUCUUCAGUGCCAAGCUGGUCGAUGCUGUCGAGGCAAGUAGAAUUGGCUUUGUCGACAUUGUGGCUCAGGAAGGUGAAAGUACAGCUGCUUUCCAAAAGGGCGUACAGCUCGCUCGAUCGUUUGCUAAGAAUGGACCGUUGGCGGUACGAGCGGCCAAGCUUGCGAUCGACAAGGGUGAACAGAUGGAUCCUGAAACAGCACUUGACUUUGAGCGACAGUGCUAUGAGACAAUCCUCGGCACCAAGGACCGAUUGGAAGGACUCAAGGCGUUUGCGGAGAAGCGUGAGCCUGUCUAUCGCGGCGAGUAG
Molecule: messenger RNA, 951 nt
Organism: Ustilago hordei
Lineage: Eukaryota; Fungi; Basidiomycota; Ustilaginomycetes; Ustilaginales; Ustilaginaceae
Product: putative methylglutaconyl-coa hydratase, mitochondrial precursor
Exons: 2
Coding region: 1-951 (316 amino acids)
Biological process (GO): fatty acid beta-oxidation
Cellular component (GO): mitochondrion
Molecular function (GO): enoyl-CoA hydratase activity
Source: RefSeq, a predicted model, not a curated record